AUGGAGUUUCACGCCGUCAUUUUGUGUGGUCCUGGGAAGGCAUUAACUCCGUUUUCCCUGAUCAGAUCCACCGGAACCCCAAAGGCUCUUUUACCCAUUGCCAAUAGACCUAUGAUAGAAUAUGUUUUGGAAUGGUGUGACAGAGCAUUUUUCCCUCAAGUCACCGUGGUUUGUGACGAUGACUCCAAGGACGCCAUUCUGGGUGCCUUGGAGCAGUACAAGAAGAAACGGGAACAACAACAGGCGGCACUCAUUGCCGAGGAAGAAGGAUCCCAUGGAGCUGUUCCUGGCUCUGUUGGUGCCUCCAACAACGCCUCUUCCGGUGCUGUUGCCAACGACACCCCAUCAAACAUUUCUGUGGUGACUCUCACCACUGAACAUAGUGGUGAAAUCUUACAUCAUUUGUAUAAGACAUCAACUCUCAAGAAAUUUCAAAAUUUUGUUUUACUUCCAUGUGAUUUUGUUACAGAUUUACCACCUCAAGUACUUAUUGAGGCCUAUAGAAACAAAUCUGAAUCAGAUUUGGGUCUCUUGGUGCAUUACCGUAAUCAAUUUGAUAACAUAGAAGACAAAAAAUCAAAGAUUUUCAAGAAAAAUUAUACCAUCUACACCGACGUUGAUGAUGGCCAAACCAGACUCUUGGAUAUUAUGUCCAGUGAAGAUGUCGACUUCCACAAGGCAUUGCAAUUGCGUACCCAGAUGUGCUGGAGACAUGCAAACUCCACUGUAGCCACCAAGCUCUUGAACUCAUGCAUCUUUUUCGGAUCUGGUGAAUUGAUUUUCCCCAUUUUUGAAAAUCCUCAGGAAAAAUUCACUGAUUCUUAUUUCCGUCAUCGUUCUGCCACCAAGGUCAUCCGUGAUUUGGCCAAGCGUUCAUGGAAACAUUCUGAACCUCGUGAAAACGUUGGAUUCCUUAUCUUACCCCAACAAGCCACUUUCUUCCGUAUCAACAACACACCAGUGUUUAUGGAGGCAAACCGUUACUUCAUGAAGUUACAAGCAUCUCUGAGAGCACAACAACAGCACGCUGCUACUACUGCUGCUCAAUCUUCCGGUCAACAACCUCCAAAGGACAAGAAUUCCGCCAAUGUCGGUGCAGACUCUCUUGUUGGACAUGCAACCACUUUGGAUGAAAAGACCACUGUCAAGCGUACCGUUGUUGGUACUGACUGUAAGAUCGGUAAGCGGGUCAAAUUGACUGGAUGUGUCAUUCUUAACAACGUUACAAUCGAAGAUGAUGUUCAUUUGGAAAACUGUAUAGUGGGGAACAACGUUAUUAUUCACAGUAAGGCCAGAUUAACUGCCUGUAAUAUCGAAUCCACUCUCGAAGUUGCCAAGGGUACUCAGGCCAAGGGUGAAUCAUUGUUGUGCUUGUCCUUAGAAGGGCUUGUAGCUGGCGGUGACGAAGGUGAUAAUUUCGCUGUGGGAUCUGAAUCUGAUUCCGAUGAUUACGAUAGUGAAGAAGACGACUCCGAAUCUGGAUCUGGAAGUGAAGGUGAAUUGGACGAAUAUGGUGACAACUCAGAUGGGUUGUUUGCUUACUAA
Molecule: messenger RNA, 1545 nt
Organism: [Candida] anglica
Lineage: Eukaryota; Fungi; Ascomycota; Pichiomycetes; Serinales; Debaryomycetaceae
Source: the annotation of a GenBank genome assembly